AUGGACGGCAAAGGCGCCCUGCCCGUCAUCCCUCCAUCUCGCCCGAUCCAGCUCGACACAUCCGCCUUGCCAGACUCGUCGUCGGCCUCGAUAUGGGACCGGAUAGGGACCUGGGUGUCGGAGAACAAGGCGCUCGUCUACACCAUCGCUGGCGUCACCUUGGUCGUCACCGCCGCCGGAGUCGUGUACUACACCAGCGAGUCGAAGCCUGCCGCGGACGCAUCGUCGUCGUCGCCGGCAUCGAGGGCAAAGGCGAACAAGAAGGCGAAGCGGAAAGCAAAGAAGGAAGCCGAGGAGCAGGCGAAGAAGGAGAGUGAAAAGGCAAAGUCGGCUCCAAAGGUUGCCUCGGUGUCGACGGUUGAGUCCGAGGACGAACUGCCCGACGUCACGGAAGAAUACGUCGCCACAUUGUCAGAAGAGGCAAAGAAGGAGCUCGCAGCCAAGCUCAAGGCUCUGGGCAACAAGGCCUACGGCUCAAAGGACUACAUGAAGGCCAUCGACCUGUACGGCAAGGCGCUCCUCUGCAAGCAGGAUCCCGUGUACUAUUCUAAUCGCGCCGCGUGCUGGAACGCCCUCGGCGAUUGGGAGAAGGUCAUCGAAGACACCACCGCCGCCAUCACCCUCGAACCAACGUACGUCAAGGCCCUUAACCGCCGCGCAAACGCCUACGAGCAGGUGGAGAAGAACAGCGAAGCCCUGCUCGACUACACAGCAAGCUGCAUCAUCGACCAGUUUGCAAAUCAGAGCAACACGGCAAGCGUCGAGCGCCUGUUGAAGAAGGUGGCUGAGGCAAAGGGCAAAGAGAUUCUGGCCAAGAAAGAGAAGAAGCUGCCGAGCCCAACGUUCGUCACCAACUACUUGCAGAGCUUCCGUCCGAAGCCACGUCCCGAGGGCCUGGACGACUCCGCCGACCUGCCGGAGGAAUCAGGCAGAGCACAACUGCGAAAGGGUUUGAAAGCGAUGGCUCUGCAUACGGGCGAGGGCUACGCCGAGGCGGCGGCUGCUUUCGAAAAGGCCUUCGAGCUCGGCGACUUGGGCAAGCAUGAGGCCUUUGCGUACAACAUGCGUGGUACGUUCGCGUACCUGCGCGGCGACAACGCCGAGGCCCUCGAGGACAUCUCGAAGAGCAUCCAGCUUGACCCGUCGUACACGCAGAGCUAUAUUAAACGAGCAAGCAUGCAUCUCGAGAUGGGCGAGCAGGACGCCACCGACGCAGAUUUCCGCGAGGCUCUCGCCCGUGACGACAAGGACCCUGACAUCUACUACCACCGCGCUCAGUUGCACUUCAUCAAGGGCGAGUUCAAGGAAGCGGCCGCGGACUACCAGAAAUCCAUCGACCUGGACAAGGACUUCAUUUUCUCGCACAUUCAGCUAGGCGUCACACAGUACAAGCUGGGCUCUGUGGCCUCGUCAAUGGCGACGUUCCGACGCAUCAUCAAGAACUUUGACAGGGUGCCCGACGUGUACAACUACUACGGCGAGCUGCUGCUCGAUCAGCAGAAGUUCGACGACGCGAUUCGCCAGUUUGAGACGGCGAUCGAGAUGGAGAAGAGCCAGCGACCCGCAGGCAUGAACGUCCUGCCGCUCAUCAACAAGGCUCUCGCAUUGUUCCAGUGGAAGCAAGACUAUGCUGAGGCCGAGGAUCUGUGCAAGAAGGCUUUGAUCUUUGACCCCGAAUGCGACAUUGCCGUUGCGACCAUGGCUCAGCUCUUGCUGCAGCAGGGUAAAGUCACGGAGGCGCUGCAUUACUUUGAGCGCGCGGCCGAGUUGUCAAGAACCGAGGGCGAGAUCGUCAACGCGCUCAGCUACGCGGAGGCCACUCGGACACAACUUGAGGUCACAGAGAAAUACCCUCAGCUCGCUCAGCAUCUCCGCUCCAUGGGCGGCCUGGGUGGGCCCAUGCGGUAA
This is a messenger RNA of Verruconis gallopava, 1908 nucleotides long. RefSeq lists its product as uncharacterized. NCBI's taxonomy places the organism in Eukaryota, Fungi, Ascomycota, Dothideomycetes, Venturiales, Sympoventuriaceae. The coding region runs from base 1 to 1908 and encodes 635 amino acids. Gene Ontology annotation, biological process: intracellular protein transport. Gene Ontology annotation, molecular function: protein-transporting ATPase activity; protein binding. Gene Ontology annotation, cellular component: mitochondrial outer membrane. The transcript has 5 exons. The record is from RefSeq and is a predicted model, not a curated record.